Molecule: messenger RNA, 969 nt
Organism: Drosophila kikkawai
Lineage: Eukaryota; Metazoa; Arthropoda; Insecta; Diptera; Drosophilidae
Product: tol-Pal system protein TolA-like
Source: RefSeq, a predicted model, not a curated record
CUCAGUCAGUCUCUCGCCGUAUUCCUUUCGAAGAUGUUCAAGUCAAAAAUAUAUUUCCUAAUUUUGUUCCUACUCGGCCUUAUGCCCAGUUUGGAAAGUUAUAAUUAUUAUUUCAUCGAACCGUAUGAACGUAACUAUAAUCCCAAUUAUAACGAAGAUGCUGGUGGACUGAGAUCGCGUUAUGGUAGAAGUGAUGGAGUUACCUGUGGUGAAUCCAACAAGUCCGAUUGCGGCAGCGCUUUGGGCAGUGCCGGCAGUGAUCCCAAGAAAAUAGCCUAUGGCAUUGCCCAAAAGGCCGCUUUGGAUGCCAAGGCUGCUAAUGAUGCUCAAAUGGGUGCCGCCGAAGCGGCAUCACAUCAGGUGAGAGCCGAAUUGGCCUACAAGGCACAGCAAUCGGCCAAGGCCGCAGAGGCAGCUUUGGCUGGCAAACAGCAGGUCCUGGAUCAGUUGCGUUUGGAGCUGGUAGAUGCGGAAACAGCUUUGGCAUCCAUCCAGGCAGCUGUACCGAAAUUCGGUGACAAUGCUGAGCUUAUGAAAAGUAUCAUGGAAAAGGCCGAAAAGCAGUUGGCUUUCACCAGGAAAGUCAUCGAAGUGGCCACUAAUCAUUUGGCCAAUGAUCAGACUGUGGCCAAGGGAGCACAGCAGGAGGUGGUGGAGAAGGCGGCCAUUUUGAAUGCAGCCAAGCAGCGGGUGGAACUUAUCAAUAAUCGUUUGGCCGAGGCCACCAAGGAUCUGGAGGCCACCAAGGCGGCGGCAUAUAAGGCCUCCUGCGCAGCAGUCGAGGCCAAGCAGAAGGCACAGCGUUCACGUCGCGAUUCCUGGAUGUACGAGGAGGAUGUGUGGCGUUAAAGAGGGGGGAGCAAAAGGCUUUCCCCUUCAAUCGUUCUAUAUAUAUACAUAUAUAUUUUAUGUGUUUGUUUCAAAUUAAAGUUUCAAUUAAAGAAGGCAGCAAGCUCUUCAUGAAAUGUA